CGAUGAACGGGCCUUUCCAUAGGUGUCUUCUUUAUUGGUCGAAGAAGGUUUACAGUUCUCAACACUUUGUUAAUUCGCUUUAUGGCAACUAAAAAUACGUCAUUCUAGUGCGUUCCAGUCAUUUGGACUUCCAUCUACCUUGAAUAUAAAUAGGCGCGAUACGUACAGACUCAAAACAACAUUAUACAGUCCAAGUGAAGAAUUUCAAGAUAACGUCAGUUGAAGGUAUGUCUCUUUACACACUCUUCGCCACGUGCUGCAUGGUCGGGAUUGUUAUAUCAGGACCGGCACAAGACAUCAGUUCGCUACGAAUCCUAGGUUGCUCGUGUAGCACGUGUAACGUCGAGCAGAUCGGUUACGCCAUCCAUGGAAGCGUAAGAGCAACCUUUAAUGGUAAAGAGGUCCGAUGCUCUGAACAACCCAUUGUAGGUUUCGGUGCGAUAGUUGUUGGCUGGAAUCUGGCAUGUGACCUACCUAACACUUCCGGUCUGGUCGGUACGUUUGAGGUCAGUUAUGUAGGCGCCGAUCACCAGAUCUGUGGAAUCAGCUUUGACCGUGUUUCCAUCUCGAGCUGCUCUGUUCUCGGUGUACCCUGCGGUUCUAUUGGGUAGAGAAUAACUAAGCAUUUAGUGUCGUAUUUAUGCUCACCUUGUUAUGUGUUUGUUUAAUGUUCAAAAUAUGCAACAUGUUCUACUUUCCAAUAAUGUUCAAUUGUCAAAAUGUUUACGACAUUUCUUGAAUAAAUAUAGUUUUAACUAACUUA
Molecule: messenger RNA, 763 nt
Organism: Dreissena polymorpha
Lineage: Eukaryota; Metazoa; Mollusca; Bivalvia; Myida; Dreissenidae
Exons: 3
Coding region: 228-611 (127 amino acids)
Source: RefSeq, a predicted model, not a curated record